AUCGUGUCAGUAGUCGCGCGUUCGUCGAACCGUCGGUGUCGUUGUUUUUCUCGCUCUUUCUUUCAAGUCUUGACGCGUUUCGUAGUUUCGUUUUCUUAUUUCUCCUCCUAUUCCUCGGGCAUAGUCGUAUUCUUCGAGAUCGCGUUUCUUCCAAACCGACAGUUAGAUUAUUUCGCAAUAUGUUUCGUCGAGACAAUUUUUUGGAGAAGAUUUGAGAUCGUUAAGAUGUUCGUCGUAAAGUCGAAACGACGACGACAACGACAACGACAACGACAACGACAACGACACGACAACGACAACGACAACGACAACACGUGACUAGUAACCGGCGAUCGAAGGACGUUAAAGUAUCGCGUGUUGUGCUAUCGAGUGUAUAUCUAUUAUAAGGGAGAAUUGAGUGGAAUCAGUGACCCGUGUCCGUGUGGCGUUUCUGACUUCUCAUGGUCUUCGAGAAUAUCGAGAUGCGGAACCCAGGGUUCCUAUUGGAGGACGCCAGACAUGGAUAUAUUCAAUAUAUUAGCCUGAGCGAAUGUUACUUCGCAGGGAAAGGAGCGGCCCUCGUUUUACCACCGAACGAAAGGGCCCGACCCUCGAGGAGAGUAUCCGCGGCAGGAUGCGAUAUUCAGCAACACUUGCAGUCCAUGUUUUAUCUCUUGAGACCCGAGGAAACUCUGAAGAUGGCGGUGAAACUGGAGUCGGUACAUCCAGGAAGAACGAGAUAUCUCGUCGUGGUAUCCUGUACAGGCCGACAGGAUGCCGAGGAAAGUUGCCUACUCGGUAUCGAUUGUCAUGCCAGAGCAACCGUUGGUCUUGUCCUUCGAGUUCUAGCCGAUACUGCCAUUACUUUAGACGGCGAUGGGGGCUUCAGCGUCAGCGUUUGCGGUCGACAGCACAUCUUCAAGCCGGUCUCUGUUCAAGCCAUGUGGUCGGCCCUGCAAACGUUACACAAGGUGUCGAGCAAGGCGCGCGAGCAAAAUUACUUCCUGGGUGGACUAUCCCAUGACUGGGUCAGUUACUAUGAACAACGAAUCGAGAGCGAUCGGUCGUGCCUCAACGAGUGGCACGCCAUGGAUAAUCUGGAAUCUCGACGACCACCAUCUCCGGACAGUGUACGCACCAAGCCCAGCGAAAGAGACGAGACCGAACGAGUGAUUCGAUCGACCUUAAAGGAGAUCAUGAUGUCGGUGGAUCUCGACGAAGUUACCUCGAAAUACAUCCGAGGAAGAUUGGAGGAAGAUCUAGAUAUGGAUCUGGGUGAAUUUAAACCCUUCAUCGAUCAGGAGAUGCUCACCAUACUGGGACAAAUGGAUGCACCUACCGAAAUAUUCGAUCAUGUCUAUCUUGGUAGCGAAUGGAAUGCAAGUAAUUUGGAGGAACUUCAGAAGAAUGGGGUUAGACACAUCCUAAACGUGACCCGCGAGAUAGACAAUUUCUUUCCGGGAAUGUUCACGUAUCUCAACGUCCGCGUCUAUGACGACGAGAAGACGGACUUGUUGAAGCAUUGGGACGACACGUUCAAGUACAUAACCAAGGCAAAGAAGGAAGGCUCGAAGGUUUUGGUACAUUGCAAGAUGGGGGUUUCGAGGUCGGCCUCGGUCGUUAUAGCGUACGCAAUGAAGGCAUACAAUUGGGACUUUUCCCAAGCGUGGAAGCACGUCAAGGAGAAGCGCAAUUGUAUCAAACCGAACAACAGUUUUCUCCUGCAGUUGGAAACAUAUCAGGGUAUUUUGGACGCUAUGAAGAACAAGGAAAAACUUCAGAGAUCAAAGUCCGACACUAAUUUAAAGUCUCCUUCGUCGGUGAAGGAUCAGUCGAAGAAGGAAGAGAAAAUCGAUAACACGAACAAUGGUUUGCAAGAGAUCUCUGGUUUAGAAUUGAAGAAGAGCAAUCAGAGACCCAAGAGUUGGUCGCCCAACGUGGAACUCGCGGAGAAUAUGCUUCCGUCCGCACCACUGUCGCAAUCCCUGGAAAGCAUAGACAAGGUAGGAACCAUGGAGGUGACGAGGGAAGACCUUCUUCGUGGUUCGAAUCAAAAAUCGACGAUGGAUCAGGAAGCUCGGAACGUUUUGAUGCCUUGCGACAAUGGCCAGUCUUACAGCGUUUCGCAAAACAAGAUAGUACAUCUUCCAGGGCCUGACACACCUUGCACGAAACACAACAAGCUCGCGAAAUCGGAAAUGCAAGGUCAGAGACGGAAAGGUUUGGUUCUGAAUUUGACGAAUCAAUUCGAGGCAGCUAGUAGCAAGCCGUCCUCUCCGGGUUCGGAUUCGGACGGUAAACCGUUGCCACAAAGUCCUGAAAUCGAGGAGAAACCAUUGGAGAAUGGUCUUGAUCGAUCUCAGGGUGGUGGUACGUCGUCGGAUGCUUUGACGGUCGAACAAGUGGUCUGGGAUCCGGGUGAGAAGAGACGUAGAAAGAAGGAACAGGACGGAGAGAAUGUAAUAAACGAUAGUGAAUGUCUAGUCUGGACGGCAUCGGCCGAUGCAACGUGCCCCGUUGACUCGUGCAAUAGUCUCAAGGCUAACGGAGAAAUAGUGAAUAACAUUGAGAGCAGUGAGUGUGUCGCGUGUGAACCAACGACUACGACUACUACGACAGCGACGGCGACAGCGACGACGACGACGACGACGACGACGACGACGACGAUGACGACGACGACGACGACGACGACGACGACGACGAGUAGUCUCGGUAGAAAAGUGAAAAGGGAUGGUGAUCCGUUCAGUGCACAGUUGGACAGGGUGUUUGAUCGCGAAGAAAGACGCGGCGAACCAACUACGAGAGAUUCACCGAGCAGACAGAGUUCCUGGAGCAGUUACGAUAGCGCGGUCGUUCUUGAUAACAAUUCGGUGCAUAGCUCGUGGGCCACCUUACCUUCGAGAAACAGUUCCUGGGGAUCAUACGACAUGAGACCCUCCGACCUUUUAGGAUCCAGCGGUCUUUUUCCUUACGACAAAGAGGAAAUACCUUGGCAUCCUGGUACGGUCAAACGUACCAAACAAAAGCUCGAAGAAGGUGCCAGCACUGCCGCCGUUAAACGCGUUUGUACUCAAAAUUCCGAUACGGAGGAUAAGGAUAGAUUGACGGCCGAGUCGGAAGAGGUUCCUGUCGAAGGUUACAAUUCUCUUCUUCUUCAUCACACAUCUUCGCCUACACCACGAAGAAGGGAUUCCUCGCCUACCCAAGAAACCUCUAAUCUCAAGAUAGAGACAGCGAGAAAUUCACCGAGUCCGCUCGGUGGUAUCGAUAUUUCACCGGUUUCGAUACGACAAGUUGGAAGAUUGUCUACGAGCGCCCCUGCCCCGUCAUCCUUAUCCUCCGACACGGAUCUACCUUCCUCCCUGAGAUCGUGCAGAUCUGAAAGCGAAACGUCCAGUCCCUGCGUCGUUAAUACCACCCAAUGCCCCUCGGUGAAACACCAUAAGAUGGUCCUCGAGAAUCUUAGCAACAAAUCGAUCUUUAGCAAACGAUGUCUCUCCGUGGACGACUCGCCGGAAUCCGAGUGUCCACGGAGUACUUCUGGCAUCGUGAAGAAUCUCAAGAAGGAGUUUGAGGCAAAAUCAACGAAAUUAGAAAAGAGCUUCGUCGAGGGUGCCUGUGAUAAUCACGAGGGCUCCUCGAUGAUAGCUCGACCGAAGAGGGACGUUAAAAUUCGAAGUUUACCAUCCUCUCCGGUAAUACCUCACAAUGAAUCAAAGAUCCAAGCCUCGUCUAGCGUCGGUGAAACCAAAGACAAGGAAAUUAAAGUUAACGAUUCUAGCGUCCAGGACGCUACCGAAGAUCUCUCGGUGAGGGUGUUGGUAGGUAAAUACGAAGUGGCCAAACCAUCGACGGACUCGAAACGAUCGUCGGACGUACAGUUGCGCGGUAACAAGGACAAAGAGUGGGGCGACUCGAUGGAGGUCCAUCCGCCGGCCAAGUCGAAGAUCGCACCAGAGUUUGCUAGAAGAUCGGCCCCUAUCAUGAUCAAUAAUCAUACGAACGCGCUUUUUGGCGAGACGACGACGGCGACAACAGCGACGACGACGACGACGACGACGACGACGACGACGACGACGACGACGACGACAACGGGCGAGAUACCGGGUAGACCGCCGGUUCCUUCACCCAGCAUCGUAGUCGCUAGCGUCGUGGCCAAGGCAGCUAGCAAGAAACAACAGCAGCACGGCAGAACUCAUCCGCUUGCCAGGCUGCAGGUCAGGCCUAGGCACAAUAGUCCGGUUUACAAUACCAUGUAAAAUCAAAAAGGAAACGAAGAAAUACUCUUUUGACGAUGUAUGAGCGUAUUACGUCGAUAAAACGACCGAACGUAAUCGCGUUUGCCAACAAGUAGCGAGUCUUACUAGGUUGGCACUUUUAACUAUAUCCCCCCUCUUCCUCCUCCUCCUCCUCCUCCUCCUCCUCCUCUUCCUCCCAUCCCCCUAUCCGUCCCCGUCACUCACUCUCCCAAUUGCCCGCCACGAUCGAAACCGUGUGAUCUCUUACAUGCCAACGCUCGAGGUUGGUUGCUCCUCGAACGGAUUUUAAAUACGAUACCGCGUGCGACGAGUGCGUUUAAAUGAUUAUCGAAUAGAGAGCCAGGAUGUUCGCGUCUAUUUCGAGGAAAAAGGAUCCUUGUUCUUUUUUUCUUUUCUUUCUUUUCCUUUCCUUUCAAUCUUUUAAUCGCUGUUGUAACUUGCUGUAACAGGCAAACAACCAACGGUCUGUCGUUCCUUCUUCUUCUUUCGAAGCGCGUCAUACAUAUCUUUGGCUCAAUAUAUUAGUUAAAUAGUGUGCGCGAGAUGAAAGAGAUGCGAAUUUUAAUGAAACGUAGACGACGUAGGUACAUGAUGGAAAUAAAAAAGAGAAGAAAAGAAAGAGAGAUAUUCUACGAAAAUUGUUAUUCCUAAUGUCACAUCUCGUCGUAAAAUUAGCGUUGUUGUAUAGAGUAAAUGGACGUGAAAAAUCAAACGUUACGUUAUCGUGAUGAUAAUACAAAAUAAUAAUGUACAUUGUACACGACGACGACGUGUUCGUGCUUGGUGAUGAUGAUGAUGAUGAUGAUGAUGAUGAUGAUGAUGAUGAUGAUGAUGAUGAUGAUGAUGAUGAUGAUGAUGAUGAUGAUGAAAGAUGAUGAUGAUGGUGGUGAUGAUGAUGAUGAUGAUGAUGAUGAUAAUAAUGAUAAUAAUAUUAUUAAUGAUAAAAUAUUAUGUGAACCGAUUUAUGUAUGUAUGUUCAAGGAACGCGUGAAGCAUCGUCGUAGGCUUUUUUUUUUUUUUUAGUUUCGUGUAAAGAGGCGAGUGCUCAGUCAGGCUGUGAAUGUAAGGUCUGGGCAUCGCUCCUGAGAAGACGUAGCUUUUUCUUUUCAGCUUCGCUUUCAGUUUCUUCAGAUACGUAAUAUUAAUAAUAAUAAUUAUUAUAAUGAUAAUAAUAAAGAAAAAAAAAUUCAUCGAGAGCGAUGUUAAAACGUGAAAGAAAUAGAGAGGGGGGAGAGAAAAGCAAAAGAAAGAGAGGAUAGUUUAAUCUAUGACGUCGUUUUGGGGAGUGAUAAUUAUUGAAACGUUUAAAAGAAAGGUUAUAUAUGAAAAAGAAAGGCUAUAUGAGGAAACCUCGAAUCGAUUUUAAUUAUUUAAAAAAAAAAAGAAAAAAAAGAUAAAAUGGAACAGAGAUAAAACUACACUGUUAGUAAUUUAUAGUGACUCUCAUGUGAUUAGAAAAAAAGAAAAUUAUGUCCUUUAAAUGGUGCGACGUAAUGACACAAAGUUAGCAAGAGAGAGAGAGAGAGAGAGAAAGAAUGAGAGAGAGAGAGAGAGAGAGAGAGAGUGAGAAUGAGAGAGAGAGAGAGAGAGAGAGAAAAGUGAAUCUUUAAAGGGCGACUCAGUAAAGAAGCGCGAGUGUGAUUCGAUGAAGGUACUGGGAUCGGUGAGCACCCGAUAUAUAUAUAUAUAUAUAUGUAUAUGUGUAUAUAAUUCGAAUGUUCACUCUCCAGAUAUAGAAAAGAAAAAGAAAAAAAAUAGACUCGUUAUCACGCUCACGAGAUGCAUGUACCUUCAUUUUUAAUUGAUCGUUUAAUUAUCCUACUAUUUGUACUCUUACUACUAUAAAUCGUCGUUUUACUACUACGAUUAAUUCAGUUCGAUCGAUCGUAUAUCGCUUCAUAAUAUCGCUGUUGUUACUUCUUUUUUUUGCCCCGUUUUUUUUAUUCGUAUUUUUCCGUUUUUUUUCCUUCCUUUUUUUUAUUACAUUUAUAUCGUAUUAACUCCUGCAAACCAAAAGUACAAGAUUAGCUGUUAAAAAAAAAAAAAAAGAAAAAAAAGAAGAAAAAGA
Vespa mandarinia (Asian giant hornet) is the source of this 6306-nucleotide messenger RNA. It is a transcript of the gene ssh, whose product is annotated as Protein phosphatase Slingshot. Gene Ontology annotation, biological process: protein dephosphorylation; negative regulation of actin filament polymerization. The record is from RefSeq and is a predicted model, not a curated record. NCBI's taxonomy places the organism in Eukaryota, Metazoa, Arthropoda, Insecta, Hymenoptera, Vespidae. Gene Ontology annotation, molecular function: actin binding; phosphatase activity.